AUGUCGGCGGCGGCGGCGGCGGCGUCAAGGGAGGAGGAGGAGUCGGUCUCCGGCGUCCGCGGCCGAAAGUCGGCGCCUGCCACGCGCGAGACAGGAUCCAAAUUCAGUGCUCAGCUUCCAGGAAACUGGAACCAUUCCACUGCAAAGUUUGCACUUCUGAAAGCCUGUGGCCAGAAUUGUGCUUCACAGAAGGCAUGGCAGGCUCAGUGCUGGAGAUAAAAGAGGCAAACAUGCUCAUUCUAUAGCUCCUCUACAGUGUACACAAAAUCGCAGCGUGCAAACUUGGAGGUUAUGGAUACAGUCAUGGUGAUGGUACCCACUGCCAUUGUUAGCCAAGAGGACUCCAUGGAGUCAGGCAAGGCCAUAAUGGAGCGUCAAACAGCUCGGAGGGCCCCUGCCAAUAUGAUACAGAUGCUAGAAUCUCUAUUUACCAGUAUCAACCUUGCUAAAGACCUCACUGCAAAGUGCAGAGGAAGAGCACUGCAACUCACAGAUGAUGAGAUGCAAAUCAUAAUACAAGAUCUGGAGAAUGUCAUUGGGAACAUAUGUGAUCAUCUUGGUAGUAUACCAGCAUCAGCACUUGGCAGCAAUGCUUACACAGAUGUGGCAGACAGGCCCAAUAGGAGGUCUGUCUACGACAGUGACAUGCCGAGGCUGGUGGACUUUCUGCGGGGAAUGUACCAUGAAUCACAUGAAUUUGGCGGGCAAAUGUUCAACUCUCUCCCGGAGGUCACGGAAUAUGUUGAACCUCUGUAUGAUGGAUUCUUCUGUCCACUGACAAAUGAGGUGAUGACUGAUCCUGUGAUAACAGAGGGCGGUGUGACAUAUGAUAGGAGAGCCAUAGAGGAGCAUUUUGAGAAGUCUGCAGACAGUUCUGAACCUGUCUGUUGCCCUUUCACAAAAAUGCCAUUGCAAAGUAAGGCAGUGAUGAGCAAUGCUUCGCUGAAGAGUGUGAUUGCAGAAUGGAGAAGGAGGAAUGAGGCAAUGCGGAUCAGGAUUGCACGCACUGCACUCUCAUUGUCGACUACUGAGGCUAUGGUACUUGAAGCCAUACAUGAGCUGAAGUUGCUGGCCAAGCUGAGGGGGAAGAACAAGGAGCUGAUGCAUAAGAUUGGGGUCACCAAGUUCCUAUCACGGCUGUUGGACAACCACAAUGCACAGAUUCGGUGUGACACUCUGGAGCUUCUGUGCUUGUUGGUUGAUGAUGAAGAGGGAAAGGAUAUAAUUGGAAAAACUAAGGCCAUUGCCAGGACAAUAAAGCUACUGUCAAGUAAUACUACUGAUGAAAGGCACGCGGCCAUCUCUUUCUUGCUAGAGCUUUCAGAGUCACAGUUAUUGCUGGAGAAUAUUGGAUCAACUGCUGGAAGUAUUCUGAUUCUCACCACAAUGAAGAUUAAUGAUUCUGAUGAUCCAAUUGCUGCCGAGAAAUCGAGGGUAGUCCUCAAGAACCUGGAGAAGUGUUCGAAGAACAUCAAGUAUAUGGCUGAAAGUGGUUACCUAGAACCCCUUCUGAGUCAUCUUGUUGAAGGUUCUGAAGAGGUACAAAUGGAGAUGGUCAGCUACCUAAGCGAUCUGGUACUAGAGCAGGAGCUCACAAUUGAUGUCAGCAAGAGCACAUCGGACAUUCUCAUCAAGUUGGUGUGCAGCUGCAACACAGUGGUCCAUAAGGCAGCGCUCAAUGUCCUUGUCCAGCUUUCCUCGCACCACCCCAACAGCAAGGUGCUCGUCGAGGCAGGUGCUGUGCUGGUCAUGAUUGAGGAGCUCUUCAUACGGAAGAUAGAUGACGAGCCCGUGAGCUACAAGGCCAAGGCUGCCACCGUCCUAGCCAACAUUAUUGAGUCUGGCAUUGAUCCAGACACCACCGUCGUGAACAAGGAAGGCCACGUUUUCUCGUCCAAGUACUGCAUCUACAACUUCGUACACAUGCUCAAGUGCUUCAUGCCCGACGACCUCAACCUCCGCAUCAUCCGCCUCCUGCUCGCACUCAGCGCGUUCGCCAAGCCCCUGGAUGUCAUGGUCUCAGUUGUCAGGGAGAACCACCGUGGCCAUGCCAUUGUCGAGCUCAUGAACUCCCCAAUGCAAGCGCUUAGCAUUGCUGCGACGAGGCUGCUCAUCACUCUGUCCACACACAUUGGGCACACCAUCGCCGAGAGGCUCUGCAAGACGCAGGGGCAGCCGGGCAGGCUAGUCAAGAGCAUCAGCCACGCCGGGCACGUCAGUGAGCGGCAUGCUGCGUCGGUGACGCUCCUCUCAAGGCUACCGCACCGAAACAUCUCGCUCAACCUUGGGCUCGUCCAGGAGGGUGUGGUGCCGGUCAUACUGAACGGGAUAGAUGAGAUGCAGAACGGCGCAACGAGAACCAGCAGGUACGCGGUACCAUACAUGGAGGGUCUUGUUGGCUCUCUGGUGCGUCUCACCACAACACUGUACAACCCGACGGUGCUGAAGGCAGCCAAGGACUACAGCUUGGCCUCGGUGCUCACCGAACUCCUCACCGGGGCUGCUGGAAGCGGCGAGGUGCAACGCCUCGCUGCUGUGGGGCUUGAAAACCUCAGCUAUCAGUCCAUCAAACUGUCCCAGCUGCUGCCCGAGGAGGACCCACGGCCAAAAAGGAAGACCAUACUUAAACGCCUGAUGGACUCAAGGGUACACAGCAACAAAGCCCCCCAACACCACAUCUGCCCGGUGCACCAGGGAAUAUGCUCCACGGUGACAACCUUCUGCCUCCUCGAGGCCGGUGCCAUCGAGGGUCUCCUUGGCUGCCUGGAGAACGACAGCCCCCGAGUCGUCGAGGCCGCGCUGGGAGCACUGUGCACGCUCCUCGACGACCGGGUGAACGUGGAGGGGAGCGUGUCCGCUCUCACCAAGCUGGAUGCGGUGAGGCGCGUGCUCGGGGCGCUGAGGCGGCACAGGGAGAACGUGGUGUGGCACAAGUGUUUCUGCCUGGUGGAGAAGUUCCUGAUGUAUGGCAACGACAGGUGCGUGCGGGAGGUGACCGGAGACAGGACGCUGCCCACAGCGCUGGUGAGCGCCUUCCACAAGGGCGACGCCGGCGCCAAGCAGGCGGCGGAGGGCAUCCUCACGCGGCUGCACAAGAUGCCCGACUACUCGGCAAUCUAUCUGUCCGUGGAGAUUUAGAGCUUGCCAUGCUGCUGCCUGCUGGUGACUAGUAUCCUAAG
This is a messenger RNA of Lolium rigidum, 3179 nucleotides long. Its product is annotated as putative U-box domain-containing protein 42. Gene Ontology annotation, molecular function: protein binding; ubiquitin-protein transferase activity. The transcript has 6 exons. Gene Ontology annotation, biological process: protein ubiquitination. Lineage: Eukaryota; Viridiplantae; Streptophyta; Magnoliopsida; Poales; Poaceae. The record is from RefSeq and is a predicted model, not a curated record.